UCUGGAGUUGUACUACUUAGAAAUUGCUAUUUCACAAUUAAGGCAGGAAUUCUUGAAAAUAUAUAAGGCAGGAUCCAAGUGAGCUGGACAGACACCAGGCCACUUCUCUUCCCUACAUCUGACUGCCUUGGCCACUUCAGUACUAUGAGAGCAACAGCCAUUGUCCUACUCUUGGCUCUGACACUUGCAACCAUGUUCAGUAUAGAAUGUGCCAAGCAGACGAAACAGAUGGUUGACUGCAGUCAUUAUAAAAAGCUACCACCAGGACAACAGAGAUUUUGUCAUCACAUGUAUGAUCCAAUUUGUGGAUCUGAUGGCAAAACUUAUAAAAAUGAUUGUUUCUUCUGUUCUCAAGUUAAGAAAACUGACGGCAAACUUAAAUUUGUACAUUUUGGAAAAUGUUAAAUCUAUCUUGUGAGUCCAAAAUAUCUUUUAAUGCAUCUAUUCACAAGAGACACACUUCUGUUCCCAUAUUAUCUAUGCCACAUUGCCUACUCAUCACCAUAUGUAGAUUUCUUUGUAUAAUAAAGCAGAUAUAAGGGAAA
Symphalangus syndactylus (siamang) is the source of this 545-nucleotide messenger RNA. It is a transcript of the gene SPINK9, whose product is annotated as serine peptidase inhibitor Kazal type 9. Gene Ontology annotation, molecular function: protein binding; serine-type endopeptidase inhibitor activity. The record is from RefSeq and is a predicted model, not a curated record. Lineage: Eukaryota; Metazoa; Chordata; Mammalia; Primates; Hylobatidae.